CUAAAUACAUUUUUACUUUUGGAGUACGCGGAUCCAUAGUUCGCCUGUUGUUGGCUGUUGUUUUGUUGGCUUUUGGCUUGACGUGUAUUCGUGUUAUUUUUUGUUUGGCGUUCGUUUAUUUUCAUAAUGUUUUGUCGUGAGUGAAAGGAAGUCCAAUUAAAUCGAGGUUAUUAUCGAAACUUUUUUUGAUAAACAGAAUGAACUAAGAAGUAAGUUGUGUAAAGGAUCCUUGUCCUUAUUUUGACUGAGUGAAUUUUCUGUGAUUGCAAUCAUGGUGCAGGAGUACGUUUCUUCCGUGAGGGUGCACAAAUAUCCCUUCGAAAUGGUUAUGGCGGCAUACGAAAGACGGUUUCCGAACUGCCCUCAGAUACCAGUGGUCUUGGAGUGCGUCAUCACAGAUGAUAGCUGGACGGCUGAUGAUGCGCAGCGUCACACUACCAGACGCUGUCAGCUUAACGUAGAAGCACCUUAUAUUCUGAAAAAGAUGAUAGGUGUGGACCACGUAUACUUCAUCCAGAAGAAUCAUCUGGACCUCAAGAGUCGUAUUCUGGAUAUUGAAGCCACAAAUGAGACUUUCGCAUCGAGGGUGUCUGUUGUCGAGAAAUGUCGUUACUAUGUUCAUCCCGAGAACACGAACUGGACAUGUUUCGAGCAGAGCGCGCUCCUCGAUGUGAAGAAUUUCUUCGGUCUAGAGAGCACUGUGGAGAAGAUAGCUAUGAAACAGUACGCCUCCAACAUUGCAAAAGGCAAGGAGCUAAUUGAAGAGUUCAUGAAAGAAGUCUAUAACGAUGGCGUGAAGGAGCUCAAACCCUGGACAUCAUCUGACCCCUCACUCAACCGGGAGCUCCGUCGCGUGGUGUCCCGUGACACGGAGCCAUUAUCCCCACGACCCGCUGCUGAAACCAAGAAACAUUCUUUACCAGACCAAUACUCGCUGGACAGUGAGUAUAUAAAGCGAUAUCUGGGAGAGCUAACUCCGAUCCAGGAAUCCAGGCUUCUGCAGCUAAGAAAGUGGAUAGCUGAUCUGCAGAAAGGCAAGGUUCCAAGCGAUACGACACUUCUUCGUUUCCUCCGCGCGAGAGAUUUCAACGUCGAAAAGGCGAGAGAGAUGCUCUCCCAGUCUCUCCUAUGGCGGAAGAAACACCAAGUGGACAAGAUCCUGUCGGAGUACGAGACUCCUGAUGUCGUCAAACAGUAUUUCCCUGGGGGCUGGCAUCACCACGAUAAAGACGGCCGACCCCUAUACGUGCUUCGUCUGGGGCAGAUGGAUGUUAAGGGACUGCUCAAGUCAAUUGGAGAGGAUGGCCUUCUUAAGUUGACUCUUCACGUAUGUGAAGAAGGCUUGAAAUUACUAGAAGAAGCAACUCGAUCAUCAGAGCACGCUGUCCAUUCCUGGUGCCUCUUGGUAGACCUUGACGGUUUGAACAUGAGGCAUCUAUGGAGACCAGGCGUCAGGGCUCUGCUACGAAUUAUCCAGAUAGUGGAAGCCAACUACCCCGAGACCAUGGGCAGAGUUCUCAUCGUCAGAGCUCCUAGAGUCUUCCCGAUAUUGUGGACUAUUGUGAGCACGUUUAUCGAUGAAAACACCCGCAGUAAGUUCUUGUUCUACGGUGGCAAGGAUUAUUUACAAGCUGGAGGGUUACUCGACUAUAUACCCAAAGAAUACAUCCCAGACUUCCUCGGCGGGCCCUGCAAGAGUUUUGUCCACGAGGGCGGGCUGGUACCGAAGAGUUUGUACGCGAGCGGCGCCUUCACUGAAAGAGAUGGGGAUCCUCUCUCCGAAGAUAGUAUAUAUAGAUCAGUCAGCCUGGCCAAAGGACAGGUUCACGAAAUGAUAGUGGUGAAUCGUGACCCUCAGAGUGUACUGACGUGGGACUUUGACGUGCUCCGUCACGAUAUAUCUUUCACCGUAUUUCGGACUGACUGCGAGCUGGAGCAGCCUGACCAGACCGAUCACGCUGCUGCAGUUUGCGUGGGAGGGGCGGCCAUAGAGGAGGGUAAAUCUUUGUUGGAGGCGCGAGGGUGGCGAGAGGGAGAACAUUACCAUCGCGUGGAACCUGCCCUUAUUUGCCACGACGGGGAAAGCAUACAGGGCUCCCACGUGAUGUCCGAAAGCGGCAGUUAUCUGCUGCAGUGGCGCUGUGAGCUGCUCGACUCCUCUCGUGCAGCCCAGCUCAUGUACUUCCACGAGAUCCUUGCCAGCCAUCACUACAAAGGUUCAAUGUCGAGCCUCCAAUCGGCCACGAGCGGAUUCUCCUGCUUGAGCAACAAGUCGGGUAGCUCCUGCCCGUCGCGGUGAUGCGAGCUGCCCGCGCCGCCGCGCUAGAGCGGACAGCGGAGCGGAGAGCGGAUCACCAUUUCGUCCUAUGCGAAGAGUAGAAUCCUAUCUUUUGAGAUUUUUUAAAAUUGUAGCUAAUUUUGUCAUUUGCGAGACAUUAAUUCUGACAAUGUAAUGUGGGAAUAAUGUGUUUUAUGAAUUACAAAAAUUUAUAUACAAAAGCCGAUGGAGCAAGUGAGAAACAGAAGUUGUGUCUUUGUGUCAGAAUUAUUCUCAACAAAGGAAAUUAUGUUUAAAAAGGAAAUUAAUACAAUUCUAGUUAAUAUUAGAUUUAAUAAAAUCAUUACCCAAACUUUUAGACUUUUAAAAGUAAAUAUUCUUUUAAGAAUGUUUAAAUCGAUUAAUAUUUUCUUAAUUAAAUAAUGAAUGACUCGACUGCUGAUGUUUUUUUGCAAUUGCAGUGAUUUUUCACGCCCAACGUGUAACUUAAAAAUGUGGAAUUGAAAACCGUUAUCGUUUAGAUAAAGUAAUAUUUAUGACCCAGCUCAGCCGUCUCAUCGCAACGUGAACCGUAAUACCUUGAAAUAGAGUAUAUUUUCGAUCAAUUAAGCGUUUAGAAUAUGUAGCCAAUAAGAAACUUAAUUAUCGUACGCAUGUGUCAACUUGUAAAGUAUUUUUUUUAUCGAAUAUUUUGUUGUUUUAGGUCAUUUUUUGUAAUUUUAUCGUAUUCAUUUGUAAGACGUGAAGUUUUCACUACUUUUAAACACCUAUCCUCGUAAAUGUAUUUGUAUGUAUGUAAAAGUAUUUCGCCCUUCUAAACAAAAUUUAAUAUAUUUUCGUAGACUAAAAAUUAUUUCCGCACUUUUCAACACAAGUAAUCAUCCGUCUCUUUUCAUCACACUGUAAACACAAGUUGACAGAAAGGGACGUAAGAGUACUUUGAUUAGAUGCGGACAAUCAGACGAAACAUUGUCUAUAGCGUCUUAAAAGUAAUGAUUAGCAAAACAAAUAAAGAAUCUUAAAGAUUAGUUUUAUAAUUUAAAGAAGAAGCGGUUCCUUUUUUCUAUAUGUAUGUAAAAAUAGCCAUAAGGAUUUCCUAUUAAAGGUUCGGUCAAUUGUAUGUUACGUGUGAUAACGGGCAAAGUAAACGUAGAAAAAAAAAUCUAGGUAAUUUUUUUUUGUGGUCUUUGAUUAAAUGUAGCCUGGAAUCUGCUGGGGUUCACUGGUCCGGGAUAGUUUAUGGAGUUCCUGUUCGUGUUUCGAAACAAUAAUUGUUUCGCCGGAAAACGAACCUAAACCUUUUUCUACUUUUACUGUGCGCCGAAACGUAAGAGUUGUAACUCAAAUUGAGGUUGUAGUGCGGCCGAUAUGGAUUGUAUGUCAAUAUUUUUUCAAAAUAAAUCAGAGAUGUAUAUUAAUUAGAUUAUAGAAUAAUAAAUCCAAAUAAAAUUAUCGUAUCAAAUAGACAUUAGAUUCUAAUUGGGAUAUUCGUCCACAAAAAAAUGUUCAAAAAUGACUAUAGAUAUUUAGAGCGAUAUAAAUAAUCAAUAGACUGUACAGAAUUAGCCCAUUUAAGACAUUGAAGAGAGAUUAAGGCACGUAGAAGUUCGCCGUCAGGUAUACCCCGAACAGGCGUGUGUAUAAAAUUACAUCAAUAUUUGUUCAUUCUUCGAUUUGACACCAAAGAUUUCUUCAAAACCAAUUUAGGAAGAAAAUAUCCAAAAUUAUUAAUAUUUAAAACAAAGUUUCCGAUAUUUUUCCACGACCAUGGUAUGGUAUAUAUUCGUACGUUGUAUUCAUAUGUUCUAUUUUGAGUAUAUGGUUUUCAUACAAAAUUUCUUAGUAUUUUUAGAGUACAAACUGUCAAAAUGUUUCCUCUAUUUUGAUUCGAGGCAAGAUUAGGUCUGGGUAUGUGUUUAACUAUGCUACCCAAAUUGUACUCUAUGACAAAAUAAAUGAAAUAAAUGAGCCAAUCUUCGUAGGCCUAAGUAAUAACUAAUUGUAGGAUAAUUUAGUGAAUAGUUUUCCAUAUCAAAAAAUGAAAAUGGUCGCAUUAUGUGAAUAUUUGGUCUUAUUCAUAAACAUGAUUGAUGUUACAUAUUAUAUGUUUUUAACAAAAUAAAUGAAUGCUAGUUUUGUGAACAGUACUAUUGUGACCUUAUCUAAAAAUGUAUUAUAAUAAAAGUAAAUCGUAAUAUUUAGUUAAAUGGUUGUAGGGGUUCGUAUACCAGAAAGUAAAACAAAAAGUAUUUCAAGAACUUUAAAACUUCUCAAGGUGUAUGCUGACGAGUUGGGGUACGUUUUGGAAUGUGAGCCGUAAUUUUCCUGUUUAACUUUAGAAGUAAAUAGUUACAUUUGUUAAAAUUAACUAAAAAAUAAAUUAGGCUUCUAACACUGAUUUAACUAAAGUACUGAUCCCUUGAAGUCUAAUCUAAUAGGAUAAUAAUCUAAAUAGAAACCUUACGGACUAUACAUUUGAAAGUCUAGCUGCCCAUUAAUGAAGAGAGGAUAGCGCAUGGAAUUGUUGUUUCUACAAAUUAAUCGUAUAUAUUUUGCUAACAUUAGCAAAAUUAUUUUUAACGCUUUACCAAGUUGUGCCAACCAUAAGGCUGGUGCUGUGGGAGAUCAUAUAAAAUAAUAUAAAUUUCUCAGACAAAUAUUCUCAAAAAAAUUGGUACGCGGAUCUCAGUACUCGAGAGCCCGCCCGCUAACAUUACGAUCGUAAUUUCGACAUAUACUUUAGUUAAAACAGUGAUUAAACUAACACUUAAAAAUAGGAUACACAGGAAUUGAUAAGUUUUUUUUGUAAUCUAUGAUAAUGAUUUAAUGAUUAAGGUUUUUUAAGUUACUUUAAAUACCGUUUUAUAUGUUUUAUUCAGCUUAAUUGUUUUUUUUUAUAUUGUGUGCAAUUCUGCGUACCCAGAGCUACUCUAUGAAAUUGUUAUAUUAGGAAAUAUUAUAUCAUAGUAGAAUUUAUUGAUUAUUAAAAUUAAAAUUUUCA
This is a messenger RNA of Pieris napi, 5279 nucleotides long. RefSeq names its product protein real-time (gene retm). Gene Ontology annotation, cellular component: cytoplasm. The record is from RefSeq and is a predicted model, not a curated record. NCBI's taxonomy places the organism in Eukaryota, Metazoa, Arthropoda, Insecta, Lepidoptera, Pieridae. Bases 272 to 2299 code for a protein of 675 amino acids. The transcript has 15 exons.